Molecule: messenger RNA, 983 nt
Organism: Episyrphus balteatus (marmalade hoverfly)
Lineage: Eukaryota; Metazoa; Arthropoda; Insecta; Diptera; Syrphidae
Product: pyridoxine/pyridoxamine 5'-phosphate oxidase-like
Exons: 4
Coding region: 133-864 (243 amino acids)
Biological process (GO): pyridoxine biosynthetic process; pyridoxal 5'-phosphate biosynthetic process
Molecular function (GO): FMN binding; pyridoxamine phosphate oxidase activity
Source: RefSeq, a predicted model, not a curated record
UCUAGUCUAAUCGUCAGAAGCUUUUGCUUUAAAUUAGAACUUACGAGACGAGAUAUCUCUGAAAUAUCAUUAAAUUUUAAAUUAAGCCUAUUGUGAAAUAAAACUACGUUUUCAUUUAUAUAUAUAAUUUUGAUGAGAUUUAUUGUUUUUUGUAGAAGAAUGUCAUCAAUUAAUACAAAUAUGUCUUCUUUGAGGAUGAAAUACCUCGAGAAGAAACAAGUGUUUCUGGAGGAAAAUAUUAAAGUUAAGGAACCAAUAUCGCUAUUUAAAGAUUGGUUACAAACUGCUUUAAACACUGAGGAAAUACUUGAACCAAAUGCCGCCUGCAUAGCAACAGUCAAUAAGGAUGGUUUUCCAUCAAAUCGAUUUGUUUUGGUAAAGGAUGUCGUUCCAGAAGGUUUUAUAUUUUUUACAAACUAUGGCAGUCGAAAAGCCCAGGAUAUACUUAACAACCCUAAUGUUGCAAUAACUUUUUAUUGGUGCCCGCUUCGUAGAUCAGUUCGAAUUGAGGGUGAAGCUGAGAAAAUUUCACAUGCCGAUUCGCUUAAUUAUUUCCACCAGCGACCGCGCGCAAGCCAGAUUGGUGCAUUAGCUAGUGCUCAAAGUACUGUUAUUGAAAGCCGAAAACAUUUGGAUGAAAUCGAAUCAAAAAUUAAAACUGAAUUAGGAGACAAAGAAGUGCCAAUGCCAAAUUGGGGUGGUUAUCUUAUUAGGCCACGCUUGAUUGAGUUCUGGCAAGGACAAACUGAUCGUCUGCAUGAUAGAAUCCGUUUUAGAAGGGGAUCAAAGAAAGAGGAAGAAGUAGAUGAGAAGUUUGUCCACAGUGGAGAAGAUGGUUGGGUUUUUGAACGCUUAGCCCCAUAAGUCAAAGUUCAAACAGUUCCUAAAUUCAAUAUAUUGCAUUUGAAUGUAACAAUUUUUAAAUAAAUAAUCAAUUGUUUAUAUUUGUAAAAAAUUAAUAAUAAAAAAAGUGUUAUAAGAAA